Molecule: messenger RNA, 2686 nt
Organism: Thalassophryne amazonica
Lineage: Eukaryota; Metazoa; Chordata; Actinopteri; Batrachoidiformes; Batrachoididae
Gene: shc3
Product: SHC (Src homology 2 domain containing) transforming protein 3
Exons: 12
Coding region: 396-2366 (656 amino acids)
Biological process (GO): cell surface receptor protein tyrosine kinase signaling pathway; intracellular signal transduction
Cellular component (GO): plasma membrane
Molecular function (GO): receptor tyrosine kinase binding
Source: RefSeq, a predicted model, not a curated record
UGGAAACCAAACGCGCUCCAUCGCAACGCCAGCAGCCUUUUGAAGACCUUUUUCUCUCCAGCUUUCCCUUCCUUGGGCUUCAGUGUUGUGUUUCCACGGAUUGUGUCUCUGACGGAUUGGGUCGCGGAUCUGGAUUUGACCAAAGGCAGAUUGCACGUCUGUCGACAGCAGCUCAACACAACCGUCACACUGAAGUCUCAAUAGAGAAAAUUACAGUCAGCUGGCCUGUGAUUUGUGAAAGGCGUUUGCUGCCUGCACGGCUGCUGCUAUGUUACAGGAGAGGGUAAUCAGCGCCGCUCAGCCACAACCUCCAGCACAGUUGUGAAAGAGGCAGGCUGCCUGUGUGCGCGUGUGUGUGUGUGUGUUGGUUGGUGGAGAGCAAGAGAGAGAAGGGUAUGCUUCACCGUACCAAAUACAACCGCUUCAGGAACGAGUCAGUAACAUCCGUCGAUGAGCUUCUUCACGGCUUGUCCAUGAACCCAAAGGUCUCGGCUACCUCCCAGCCUGCUGCCGAGACACCGUACACACCCCCAACUGAGGUCCAGCCCUCUACCACCACCACCAGCCACGACUCUGACCACCUGGAUGAUGGUGGUACAACCCUCUGCACCCUCAUCAACAAGGUGUCCAGCCUGAAAUUCAGCAAUUCGGGCAGCUUGCUGGGCAUCAGAAGCCUGCCCUCAGCUGUCAAGGACCUGGCUGUGUCUAAGCUGCAGGGGGGUGCAGGGGGAUCGGGCUGCGGCGGCUCCAGCCCCGGGGUGGCGACCGUGGCAGACUGCGGUGUGGGCGGCUCUCUGUGCAGCUCGGCCUCCCUUUCCACCCCCUGCUCCCAGCUUCAGCCGGCCGCCAACAUGAGCAAAAAGAGCCGCGCGGAUGAGCUCCAGCCCAGCGGAGACGAGUGGAACACAGGCGGAGGUGGCGACCUGGCGAGCAAACCCUCUAGAGGAUGGCUGCACUCCAGCGAGAAGAUCUCUGGACCAGGAGUGACAUACAUCGUGAAGUAUCUGGGUUGUAUAGAAGUCCUGCGGUCAAUGAGAUCUCUGGACUUUACCACCAGAUCACAAAUAACCAGGGAAGCCAUCAGUCUGGUGUGUGAGGCUGUUCCUGGUACCAAAGGAGCUCUACGGAAGAGAAAGCCUCCAUCCAAAGCUCUGUCCAGUAUUCUCGGAAAGAGCAACCUGCAGUUUGCUGGCAUGUCCAUUAACCUAAACAUCUCCACCAGUAGCCUCAACCUGAUGACUCCUGAUUGCAAACAGAUCAUAGCCAACCACCACAUGCAGUCCAUCUCCUUUGCAUCAGGCGGAGACCCAGAAACAACAGAUUUUGUUGCUUAUGUAGCAAAGGACCCCGUUAACAGAAGAGCGUGUCACAUUCUGGAAUGCUCCGACGGACUGGCCCAGGAUGUCAUCAGUACCAUCGGCCAGGCCUUUGACCUUCGCUUCCAGCAGUACCUGCAGUGUCCCUCAAGCAAACUGUCCUCCACACCUGACAGGGUAUUAAACACAGAGGAGCCACCAAGGACAGAAGAAGAGGAGGAGUCAACGGAACACCCGUACUAUAACAGCAUCCCUGGAAAAAUGCCGCCCCCCGGAGGCUUCAUCAACACACGGCUGUCCAAUCAGAACACAGCAGCAGAUGGGGGCCAGAUGGGUCCGGGCUCAGUAGAUCAGACAUAUUAUCAAGGGCGACACUGUGGGGAAAACUGGGGAGAAGAGAGAAAGCCCAUCUUCAUCCAACAGGGGUCAUUUGAUAUCAGCAACCUGCCCGAUGGGCCGAAAGCCGGAGAAAUGCCCACAUAUGUAAACACACAGCUGAUCGAUGCCCAGGUGCUCGCUGCGCUUCAGGCCGAGGCGGAAAAUGUGACAAAAGGCAUGACCGCUGCCACCGGCAAAGAGAGUCCACCAAAAGACCUUUUUGACAUGAAGCCCUUUGAGGACGCCAUUCAGUCUCAGUCACAGGGACAAACAGAGUUCCAGGUGUCUUGUCUUCAUAAGGCUGCCUCAGUGGAUAACGUCAGUCCUCUACUCGUGCGCUCGUUGGCCUUUUGGGCACAGGAGGAGCUGGAAGGCCAGCAAUGGUACCAUGGCAAAAUGAGCCGCCGCGACGCUGAAAAACUACUGAAAAUAGAUGGGGACUUUCUGGUUCGGAAGAGCACCACCAGCUCUGGAUCCUACGUUCUGACAGGCAUGCACAACGGACUUGCCAAACACCUCCUGCUGGUGGACCCUGAGGGCACGGUACGGACAAAAGAUCAUAUAUUUGACAGCAUCAGCCACCUUAUUGGCCAUCACCGUGACAACAGUCUGCCGAUCGUGUCAACUGGAAGUGAACUGUGUCUCCGACAGCCAGUCACAAGGAAACAGUGACCCUUGCGAAGCCUGAUGGGGAAACACACGUAGGACUCUCCGAAUUGUCUCCAACCAUCCUGAAACUUGAAGACAAACCACGAUGAGAAGAUGCUUAACAUCUCGCCACGAUAGAGAGCGUGUUUAGAGAGGGGUGGGGGGGGGGGCAUCAGCCUUUGGUCACUUUUCCAGGUGUCACUCGCUGGAAGAUUUGUUUAAAGAUAAAAAAAAACAUAAUAAUAUUUAUAGAACUGUUAUUUUGUUGUGACGACUGAAAUGCUAUAUUUUUGAGAAGACAUAGGUGCAUUUGGACACAAUAUCUUGAUUUGGUGUUUUAAAAA